AUGGAGAAAGCGACUGGACAAAAAAAUGCUGGAAUCUUUUUGAGAUUUGAGAUUUGCUUCUGCAAUCACGUACAGACACACAGCUGUCCAUGAAAACUUUAGGAAGAAACGCUACAGAAAAAAAUUUCCCCAGCCAUUAUUGUAAUUGCUCGUCCGGAUUACCUCGUCCGUCGUUCUGCUUUCCGUGGUCGACUUUACGGUUCUGCUUUCAGUGGUCGACUUUACGAGUUCUCUGGAGAGAGUUGUCUCGCGCUCUAUAGGUUGAUGUUUGGCGGAGUCUCAUUUUAUCUAUACCCAUAUCACUGAAUACACAAUCCCACGAAAAGAGAAGAAUUGGUCUAGCUUGGCGAGAAGAAUGAGCAAUCACCAAUUCAAUCAACUCCACAUGUUCAACUCCGGUGCUUAGUUAGCAUUUUCCAUUAAUAAUCACACGGAAAUGCAGAAUUUCUCCUAAAAAUUUAUUCGGAAAUCACUUUAUUUAUUUCUUUUUUCUUUUUUUUGAGGUGCGCCCCCAGGGGGAGGGGGCGCCGGGGGGGUGUUGGAUGUUUGGAGAUUAGUUUAAGGGGUAUCCAUUUCCCCAAAAAUAUUAUGAUGACCAAAAUAAAAAAAUUAGCUAGAGUAUAUAUAAGAUCAUUUUUCGCAAGUAGCUCUUAAUGAAAGGGAAGCACAUGAAGAACCAUUUCAAGAACAUGAAAAUCCAUCAUCUUGCUUUACUCUGUGCUUAUUAUCACAUUAAUUAUGUUGUAGCCAAUACAGCAUGCUAGGAUCUAUGACUGUUCCGUGGUGCAAGAUCAUGUUUCAAUCCACAUCGAGAGUAUGCUUCGUAGUAUGCCUCCCACUUCGCUAGAGCAUAGUAUAUUUAGGGUCCGUCAUCAAUUGCGCAAAGUCAACGAGAAAGCCUAUGACCCAGAGGUCCUAGCCAUUGGCCCUUAUCACUAUGGAAAUGACAAGUUCAAAUUCAUGGAGAAGCAAAAAUUGCGAUACCUGCAGCAAUUGCUUGAGAGGAGAAAGGAGAGCGUUGACAGGUAUAUGCCGACUCUCAGGGAAAUGGAACAACGGGCGUGUAAUUGCUAUGCGGAAACCAUCGACCUCUCCCAAGAAAAGUUUCUUGCGAUGAUGCUCAUUGAUGGCUGUUUCAUCGUUGAGUUGUUCCGUAAGUACAAUAACAAGAUACCGAUAGACGAAGACGAUCUGCUUAUGCAUGGAUUAGGGAUUCGAAACAGCAUUAUGCGCGAUUUACUGCUGCUAGAGAACCAGCUCCCACUUUUCGUCUUGAGCAAGCUACAUGACCUGACUAAAGAUCCGGGCGACGAGAGUGAGUUCGGCUUUUAUGCCAGGGUGUACUUCGACGUCCCCAUACAAAAUUGGACGAUUGGCGAGGAGACGGAGCAUCUUCUACAUCUAUAUCAUACGUGGCACACUUCGGACUUGCCUAAACCGAAUCGGUCAGAUUGCUUGUUAGUUUGCACACCAAUUAAAUUCUCGGCGACAGAGCUGAGGGAUUCAAGAGUCAAGUUUAAGGCUGAGAAAGGGGACCAACUGAGCGACAUCAAAUUCGAGAAUGAGACACUCGAGAUAGCGGUCUUAAAAGUAGAAGACCAUACCGAAUCAAAAUUUCGAAACCUGGUCGCAUACGAGCAGCAUUGUCGAAGGAGAGACAUCAACUACUUUACGGAUUACGUUAACUUCAUGGAUAAUCUCAUAAACUCUUCAAUGGACGUGGAGUUUCUUCGCCGUGCAGGGAUUAUUGAGAAUUAUUUGAGGGAUGACAAGGUGGUUGCGCAGAUGUUCAACCAGAUGGGCAACCACGUCGCUAUAUCCAAUUCCUAUUACUGUAAGAUCUUCCAAAAUGUGAAUGCGCAUUGUGUCAAGAGGGGCAACCUCUGGACGGCGAAACUAAGGAGGGACUAUUUCCCUAGUCCUCGGUCUUUCUUUUCCGUUUUCGCAGGCAUUGUGUUCUUUCUCACAGUAGCACAAACAGUAUUUACUAUUCUUUCUUACACAAAGUAAAUGUGAUCAAUGCUGGUUCAUAUAUUUCCCCUGGACAA
Messenger RNA from Eucalyptus grandis, 2048 nucleotides. Its product is annotated as UPF0481 protein At3g47200. The record is from RefSeq and is a predicted model, not a curated record. Lineage: Eukaryota; Viridiplantae; Streptophyta; Magnoliopsida; Myrtales; Myrtaceae. The transcript has 3 exons. Bases 817 to 2010 code for a protein of 397 amino acids.